AUGAACAUCUUUAGGAGUGCAACCUCAUACGUCUACAACAUCAUUCCAUCCUUCCAGGAAGACGAAGACGAGACAGACAACAUGUCCAGCCAACAGACACACCCUUCGGGAAUACCAUCCGAUCCACCACCAUCUUACGAAGCCUCUCAACCUGCAUCCAAGCCUCAUCCGAAGCCACUCCCGCCCUCGCUUCCAGUGCUUGUGAGCCUGCGAAAGAAGAGAGUAAUCCUCGCCUCGGCCUCUCCUCGCCGUAAACAGAUAAUCGCCUUCCUCGGCCUUCCCAAUCUUGAAAUCAUCCCCUCGAAUACAGCAGAAAACCUCCCCAAGACCCUCACCCCGUUUGAAUAUGUGCUGGAAACAGCCACAGAGAAAGGUCUGGCGGUGUAUAAGCAGGAGAUAGACAACGAGGUAAAGGGAGAGCCAGCGUUGAUUCUGGCCGCUGAUACCAUUGUUGUCAAUCCAGAGACAGGCGAUAUUCUGGAGAAACCACACUCAGAGGCAGAGCAUAUAAGUAUGUUACAGGGACUGAGGGAUGCGGGAGAUCAUAAAGUGUAUACAGCAAUAGUCGCUAUAGCACCCUUGGAGAGUGCACAGGCCCCGGGGUACGCGCUUGAGUCGGUUGUGGAGGAGACGACCGUUCGAUUCGACCCUCAGAUCACAGACGAGUUACUGCUCAUGUACGUGAGGACAAGAGAAGGUGCUGAUAAGGCCGGAGGGUAUGGAAUGCAAGGGCUGGGGUCAGUACUUGUGGAGAAGAUUAAUGGCAGCUACGAUAAUGUCAUCGGCCUGCCGCUGAGAGCUACGCUCAAGCUCAUCGAGAAGAUAAUGACCAUCGCAGAGGAGGAUGCAGAAAUAGACCAUGGUGCAUUGGCAGAUGAUGGUUAG
Molecule: messenger RNA, 885 nt
Organism: Trichophyton rubrum CBS 118892
Lineage: Eukaryota; Fungi; Ascomycota; Eurotiomycetes; Onygenales; Arthrodermataceae
Product: nucleotide diphosphatase
Exons: 1
Coding region: 1-885 (294 amino acids)
Molecular function (GO): nucleoside triphosphate diphosphatase activity
Source: RefSeq, a predicted model, not a curated record